Messenger RNA from Filobasidium floriforme, 1049 nucleotides. RefSeq lists its product as uncharacterized. The transcript has a single exon. The coding region runs from base 185 to 886 and encodes 233 amino acids. NCBI's taxonomy places the organism in Eukaryota, Fungi, Basidiomycota, Tremellomycetes, Filobasidiales, Filobasidiaceae. The record is from RefSeq and is a predicted model, not a curated record.
CCAGACUACCAGCCCUGUUAGCGAUUUAGGGAUCGUGGUGGAUCCUGAGGUCUCAGGAGGCGCAGACCCCGCCACCGUUUCAGCGCGCAUCCACGAUUCUGCUCCUCCUGAAGCAACAACGCCUAUAUGCGAAACACCAAUCUCCCCAUCCUCUUCGCUCCACGGUUUCAAUUUCGGUUUCGAUAUGCCGCGUCCUGCAGAAGCGUCAGACAGUCGCAAUGCCCUCUCCGACUUCAAUUUCGAUCUCGAUCUCAGUUCCACGACAGCGCGUACUUCCGAAGCGUUACAGAGCCCAGUCCUCGCCCAGUCGCCCUCCACAGCCAAAGUCAAAAAGGCGCCGUUCGACUUGAAAGCGCUGAAAGGAGUUCCCGCGCCCAAGCGCUGGAGCCGAAGAGACAUCCUAUCACGUCUCAAACCUACACACCGUAUCAUAAGGCCCGGUCCGAGGCAGACUAUGAGUAGAGAGAAUUUACAGCACUGGUGGGCGCAGAGGGCUGCGAGGAGGAAAGAGAGGCGAGCUCGACCGCCAGAACUCGGGGAAUCUGAUUUGACGAGCAUGAACUUCACCGAGACUUCCAUGUCGAGCGUGACAGAUUCCGAGGGUUCUGGGAAAGAGUUCAGCGUGGGAUCACGCCAUGAGAGCGAGAAUGGGAGUCAGAGUCCCGCCGAAUCUAGCUCAGGGAGGAGCGGUAGGCGAGAUGGAUUCUAUAAUCUCGAGCGUCCUCGUCCUGUCGACUUGUUGACCGUUGAGAAGAUACAACCCCGUCAACCAAAGAGUCGAGGCCGAUUCCCAAAGUUCUCUCGAUCUCGACCUCGACCAGAACACCGGAGGGGUCUCUUUGGAAAGCUCCGACGGAGGAAGGAGUCCGGACGGAUUAUAGACUAGACUAGCGUUAUCGGUCUGUAACGUUGAAGCGAGGCUUGCUGGUCAUCUUCAGGUGCGAUCGCAAUUCUUUGUCGAAAGAGUAUGGAUCGACGAGCUCUGGGUCUAUGCGAGACAGAAACCGUCAUAGAAUAGGUCGAUCGCCACUUCAUCUGACGACAGACGA